This is a messenger RNA of Magallana angulata, 3949 nucleotides long. RefSeq lists its product as uncharacterized. NCBI's taxonomy places the organism in Eukaryota, Metazoa, Mollusca, Bivalvia, Ostreida, Ostreidae. The transcript has 2 exons. The coding region runs from base 1178 to 2374 and encodes 398 amino acids. The record is from RefSeq and is a predicted model, not a curated record.
CACAAUGAUUGAACAUCAUUUCUUUUGCACAAUUCAGUGAAAUAUCAUGGAUGUGACAUUUAAUCGAAAACUUCAUCAUUUUCUGUAAUGUGUAUCUUGAGGAAUUACUUGUACCGGUAUGUCCACAAAUGAGAGUGUUACGUAAUACGGGUACUGUGGCAUUUCACGGUGAGGAAUCAAUAAAAUGUGCCUUGGUUAUCUUGGAUCAUCCUUCUGCGUUUUUGGCCACAAAGCAAAUGCAAAGUUGUGACAGAGACUGAAUAGGUUUUAAUAUUUAAAAACCUAUUGAUUUUUUACGUGAAAAUGAACACGAUUGAUGGAAUAUUUAAGUUAAAUUCACGACAAAUGCCCGACUUUCACCGUUUUAUUAUUAACGGUAGUAUCUUGUAUUGAGGUAAUAUUUGAUCAUUCGACAAAGGAAGUCAUUUAGUUUGCGGGACGGUAAGUUGUGGCACUUUGGCUAGCGCUAUUAUAAGCAAAGCAGGAAAACUGCCGUCAUCUGAAGAUCUGGCUACGGCGCCAACCGAGUUCUGGAGUCAAAGGCGCGCGCUCCAUUGUUGGGGACACCGGUUCUAUAGAUGUCGCCGGCUGUACUUAUGUUGCUCACAGAUGACUCGUUCCGUGUUUGAAAAACCACAGACCCGUAUCAUGAUUUCAAACCUCCUCGAAUAGAAACAAAGAAGAUAGCCCGGAUUAAUUUUUGUUGUCAAGAAAAGCGAAAUCAUAUACAUGUAUAGAUUAGUUUUCGAUGUCUGCAGAUUGUUCCUUUGAGACAAUAUAUUCACUGGAGUAUUAAUUUGAUGACAUCGUAUCGGGAGGAGGUUCAUGCAUGGAGCCAAUCAGAAGGUUCGGUACAUUUCUUUUGGGAGUUUUAGUUAAGUUAGGCAUAGCUGGCCGAAACUUCGUCAAAAUUUUCUUCCAGAAUUGGCAUUUUGUCACCACAGCAUCGAGAACGGCUAACAGUUAAUUUCAUUGACAUCGUGACGACAGAUGAACGUUUGACUGGGCGAGAUUAUAGAAUUAAAAGACAAUCAGAUAGAAGCAAUACUGGCUGUUGAUGAGAAUUUGGCGCUCAAAAUGAAAUGAGAAAUCUUUGCAACAAAAUGAUAACUGGAUAGAAGAAAUCUUUUGGAACUCAGUCGUGAUCCUCUGAUAUAGAAGUGAUUUGUUAGAGAAUAUGGGGACCAUUCAUUGCAAUACUGGUUGUGACAAGGGAGAUGAGGGGAUUCAACCUCCAGAAACUCCAGAUCUAGAGGAACCAGUCAUCAAUGAAAUAGUCAUGUCGGGAGAAAAAGAGGCGCCUACGGUAGAAUCGUACAGUAAGCUCUUCUCAUGGUUAAUACAGAUGUCAGAAACAGACGAUGAAAACGAUAACUCCCCAAGAACCAAAAACGGAGACAACAAGAAAAACAACCAGUGGCGCCAGCUUUUGAAUCAAAAUUCCAGCUCGUUCGAAUCGCACUGCAGUUCGGAGCCUCCAUACUGGGGCGGGAUGUUUAUAUCGUCUGCUUCCGAGGACAUUCCCGAGGAGGAUGACAGCAACAUGCCGUCAAAGCAAAGCAGUUUUGAGGUGGAAUCUUUCCAAGAGCGACCUAGUAGGGAAUUUCAAGAAUCGAAAUUAAGGGUGCCAGUUCGUCGUGGGACGUUAGUGAAGCAAAAAUCUGUGUGCGACUCUCAAUACAGCGAAAGUGACUAUGCCGAAACGCGAUUCGACGUGCCGCAAAUACAGAUUGAAGAAAGUGACAGUUAUCCGGUCGAUCUGAAAACUAGAGAACUGAAUUUGCUUCGAGCAAGACUUCAAGAUAUACAAAAUAAAAAAUCAAGACAAAGAAAUGAUUUUGUCAAGCAGAAAUCUGAAUCUUGCGUCGAUCGAAUUUACCGACAUGACCAGACGUUUUUGAAAAGACGACGAAAAGCAGCGGCUUCAUGUGACAAUAUAAACAGAGGAGUUCUAAAAGUGCCAAGCAUUCAAACACAGAACAGCGAAGAUGACAUCACAGAGUCUUUCUGUGAAGCAGACGAUCAGAAAAACGCGGAGACAAUUCCUCUCCAAGAUUUGUCGGAACUAAACGAUACGAUUGACGCGGACAUUGCAAGUGUGAAAAACCGGAAGAAUGGAUUCCGAGAAAGAGUGUCGGAAUUCUGGAGCAAAAGUGUCGGAAGCAUGAUUGGAAAAGGCGCGCGCUCCAAGCCGCGGCCUUUGACGCGAAAAAGUAAUAGCUUAUUUACAGUCCAACCCAGUAUAGAUUCCCAAAUUAUGGGAGACGACCUGAAACGGAAUUUUUAUACCGAAAAAAUUCUUGAUGAUAAAUUGCUGGAUGGAAAUAUUGCCGAUAUUUUGUUUGCUGUCGAUGCAAUUUGGCCAAAGGCAUGAUUUUUGAUGACAUAUACCGGUAAAGAUAUGCGAUUUUUGCAAUAGACAACGGUAAACGAAGAAUUAUAUCAACGCGCUGAAUAAUUACUUCUUAAUUUAUCUGUCUCCAGCUGUUAUUUGAUUUUUACAUGUGAAUUAUAUUUCAUUCAAUUCCCACCGAAUAUUUACUUCAUUUCUUUUCCUUCAAGGUAUGAUAUAUUUUUUAUAUUUAGAGAAUUCUGUUAUGUUUUCAAAAUGAUUAGUAUUAAAGUCACAGUCAUGAUUGUGUAUUAUAAAAUCGUCUCUUAUGGGUGAAUAUUGAAUUUGAAUAUUAUCAUUAUAUAUGAUACCUAAGCAGGUUGUAAUUGAAAGAUCGAACAACGCAUCAGAUUUGCUUGACUUUGACAAUAUUUCGUGUUUGCUAUUGCUUGAUCUAGUUAUAUAACUUAUAUAACGGACUAUUUUUAAAUAUUUAUAGAGUCUGGAAGCAAUGAUGCAAUUUUUGAAAAAACCGAUUUAAUGACGUUUGUUGAAAGUGAGCAGAUAUUUCAACCCUUUUAAAGAUUAAUGAUAUUCCAUUCCGUGGCUUGAAUUCUCGGAAAAACGACAAGUUUGAUGUCAAUUUACAUUUUUUAAAUAAGUUUGUAAAUAAAAACCCAAAAAUCAAUGCCAUGCAGAAACACUACAUCUCUUCUGCAAUUACACGUAAAAAAGCAAUUUAAAAAUUUGAGGAUCGAAAAUCUGUUGGUAUACUGGUAUACCGAGAUUCAAAAAAUUGUGUACGUUUUCAGACGAGGCGCAAAAAUCACACCAUCGUGUUUUUGAAUUAUCAUCAAAAAGGCAAUCUUCAUCUAAAAAUGUACUUUGAAAAGAGUUAGAAAUAGAUGAAGACUAAUAAAAAUCCAAACAGGUGCAAUUCACAAAUCAUUAAGUGUAGAAUUUAUGGGUUACUAUCCUAUUUCCAAUUUUCAAGAGAACUUUACACGCUAUUUUCUACCUCUUGUCGACUAAAACUAGCAGAUGACUCCUGAUACAAAUUAUUCUCUAAUCCGGGAAAAAGCUCGUAAAACAUCAGGAUGCAGUGUGUGCUAUUUCUGAAAUAACGUCAUGACUUCUAAAUUUGUUCUUAUCUCUUUUUCUUUUUUCUGUCUGGUAUCUGUUCUCAGUCCACCUGCCGAGUCGGUUAGCCAGAAAGAUAAAGCUAUAGUGCCAUCCCAGCACAAAAAAAGUAUUCCAAAACAAGAAAUCGAUGACAGGUAUCAGACUCCAGGGAUUCUCUCUCACAAUCGACCGGCGACACGGAUCUACCACACGAGGAAACGGCCGUGAUUAUGCUACCAGUACAUCAGGUUAAUUAAUUAAAUUCCCCUCCCCUUUUUUCUGGAGAUCAAUACUUACUAGUCUAGUAGAAAUCGAAACCAGGCUGCAGAUGACCAAUUCAGUUCAAUUUCAAUUCAUUUUUUUCUUUACAAACAAUAUAAAUGUUACAAAAGGUACCACAUAAAUAAACCUGUUUACAUAAUUAUAUACAAACAAUCUGAAUGACCACAGCUGACUCAUUUUGCUUUUGGAGAAAGAUCUCAAUAAAUUUUGUUU